AUGUCCCUUACGUUUCAAACCCUUUUCACGAACAAGAAUCCUAGGUCAUCUCAUACCACUCUUUCGCGAACCCAUUUCUUAAAAUCCUCCAAUUUCGCAUGUUUAAUCCCGAAUUCGAAAAUCCAUUUCCCAAAUUCCCAAAGUUUGCUUACCUACAAUCACCUUUUGUACGUUAGAAAAGUCAAAGCAUCAUUUCAAGAUUCGUUUGAAACAGCACGGAAGCAAGAUAACAGUAAAGGAAGCAUCAGUGGUGAGUAUAAUUUCGAUGCACUUCUUUCAAUUCUUGAAUUUCUUUGCCUUGCAUCCUCGGCUGUGAGUUCGAUAUACAUUGCGGUUAUCUAUGGGACGCAGAAGGGGGUUGUAGGGUGGCUCGGGAGCAAGAUUUUGGUGUGGCAGUGUGUGGUUUUGGUAAGUGGAGUGGUGGUCGGAGCUGUGAUAAGGCAGCGGCAAUGGAGGAGGAUUUGUGGUGUUGGAUUAUCGAGGGCUUCUGCUUCCGGGAUUAAUUUGUUGGAGAGGGUGGAGAAAGUGGAGGAGGAUUUGCGAAACUCGGCUACAAUUAUUCGGGUUUUGUCUAGGCAGCUGGAGAAGCUCGGAAUUCGGUUUCGGGUCAACCGAAAGGCUCUCAAGGACCCCAUUGCUGAGAGCGCAGCAUUGGCCCAGAAGAACUCUGAGGCCAUUCGAUCAUUGUCAGUGCACGGAGACAUUCUGGAGAAGGAGCUCAGUGAAAUUCAAAAGGUUCUGCUGGCUAUGCAGGAGCAGCAGCAAAAACAGCUUGAACUCAUUCUUGCAAUUGGGAAAACAGGGAAGGUGUGGGAGAGUAAACGUGUAACAAAACAAGAUCAGAAUGCAUCGGAUGCCUCAAAUUUAGCAGUCGACGGAGCAUUGCAUUUUGAAACAAAUCAACUCCAAACUUUGGCCAGGCAGAAGGAAGCCAACAAUGAUAGAGCCUAG
Messenger RNA from Fraxinus pennsylvanica, 951 nucleotides. Lineage: Eukaryota; Viridiplantae; Streptophyta; Magnoliopsida; Lamiales; Oleaceae. The record is from the annotation of a GenBank genome assembly.